Molecule: messenger RNA, 228 nt
Organism: Haemonchus placei
Lineage: Eukaryota; Metazoa; Nematoda; Chromadorea; Rhabditida; Trichostrongylidae
Source: the annotation of a GenBank genome assembly
AUGCCCCGCGGUCAAGAGCUCGCAAAAGAUGCGAAGACAGCAUCUUAUGAAACGGUCGCAACACAACACCGACCACAGAUUUGCACGCUAAAGAUCACCCCGCCGAAACCGAAACCAGCUGAAAGGUGUGGAGCAACGAAAAUCAAGUGGUGGCGACUGAAGGAGAAAGUAGCGGUCGUCGUCUCCCGCAUUCUUUUGCCAGCGGUAACGGCUGUCGACGAAACCUAG